AAUGCAGUUUUGACAAUGACUUCAUUGGUUGUUGACGCACAAGUUUUAAAGGCUGAUUCUAUAAAAUUGCAGUGUGUAGACGAUCUAUUUGGAUACGAGAGUUUCACAUAUUUAAAUUGGGAUGAUUUUGAAGCAAUUUUUACAUUGGAUGAGCUGACUGGUUCUGUCAUCACUGCUUAUAUGAUGUUCUUGUAUGAGCAAAUCAAGAAUGGGCCAAAACUUGAUCAUGGUAUUUGUUUUGUGAGCCCGGGUGCAAUCUCGCCAAGUGAACGUAAAUCAAAACGCAAACAUAUUGAUGAUGCAAGUAGAGUGGUUGCAGAUCGAUUGUCAACAAGAAAGGAAAAUGACAUCAUCAUAUUGCCCUACAAUCCCGGGAGUUAA
This is a messenger RNA of Helianthus annuus (common sunflower), 381 nucleotides long. RefSeq lists its product as uncharacterized. NCBI's taxonomy places the organism in Eukaryota, Viridiplantae, Streptophyta, Magnoliopsida, Asterales, Asteraceae. The record is from RefSeq and is a predicted model, not a curated record. The transcript has 3 exons. Bases 16 to 381 code for a protein of 121 amino acids.